UGUUCACAUCCACAACAGGCUGACUAUCUGAAAAGUAUCUCUGUACUUGAGAAGUACAAUCUGGCUGGCUUUGAAGAAAUAGUACGAGCAUCUGAUAUUAAUAACUGUAACGAAGAGGGAGAAUGUUUCGUACACAUAGCUUCUGGCAUGGGUCAACUGGAUGUGUUGAGAUUCCUUCAUUUCAAAGGUGCAGAUUUAUUUCGGAUUGAUGCAAAUGGUGAGAAUGGUGUUCAUUGGGCUGCUAGACAAGGUCAUAAAAACGUGAUUGUGUUCUUGCAACAGCAUGGAUUAUCGCUGAAUUCGCCGAACAAAUAUGGUGAUACACCGUUGCAUUUGGCUUCCAAGCAUGGUCAUUCGCUCAUUGUAGAAAUGCUCAUUAAACAUUCGGAUGAUAUUAAUCAAUUAAAUGAAGAAGGAGAUACUGCGUUGCAUUUAGCAGCCUUUCGAGGUAAUCUAGAUACAGCUCGUUGCCUUAUAAAUGCUGGUGCUAAAACGGAUAUGCAAAACAAAAAAGGAUGUACUGCUUUACAUUUAGCUAUACAUAAACACCACACUGCUCUUGCUAUAAUGCUUUUGCAAAGUGGAUGCAACAUAGAAAUAUUGGAUAACCAAGGAGAAGCUGCAAUCCACAUUGUUGCUAGAGAAGGCUUGCUACCAAUGGCUCAAACCCUCUGUGCUUUUGGCUGUAAAGUUGAAGUUCAGAAUAAGGAAGGAUUUUAUCCGUUGCAUUUGGCGGCUAAGAAUGGUCACACUGAAUUGGUACGAUGUCUAUGCUUGGCUGGAUGUAACGUAGAACUGAAGAACAAAGACGGUAUUGUUGCUGAAAUAACUGCUCUUGCUCAAGGUCACAACGAAAUGGCAAAUAUUUUAAAUAGGCUUAGAAACAUAUAUUUGAAAGAAGAAUUUAUAUCUCAGUUAAUCCCUUCAACGAAAACAAUAUCAAAGAUUAAAUUAAAACUAUUUGGACACAGUGGUGUGGGAAAGACAACUUUCAUCGACAGCAUCAAGUGUGGAUAUUUCACUUCAUGGUUCAAACGAUCAUUGGGAUCCAUGUCACCAACUCACUCGAAGAACAAAAAAGGAAACAUCACUAAUAAAUCUAUCAUAGAGCUUAAUAGUUCAGGAUCAGCAGAAACCAGAUUAAGUUUUGAUACUUGUUACGAUACUUAUAGCCGAGGAAUUGAUAUCCAACAAGUCAAUAUAUCAGGUAUUGGAAAUGUGAGUAUAUGGGAAUUUUCAGGACACGAACCUUAUUACAUGACUUACGAUAACUUCAUAGGAAACACCAACUGUUUGCACAUUGUUUUCUUCAGUCUCAAGGACGAAUAUGAUAUCCAGUUACAGCAAGUACUUUAUUGGCUGGCCUUCCUUCAAUCUAGGAUACCUAUUCAGGAACCACUAGGUUUCUGUGGUAAAAGCAGUAAGCCUGCUAGAAUAGUUUUGAUAGCGACUCAUGCAGACUUGGCCUCAUGCAGCAGGGUCACAUCAACCGGAGAGUAUCUGAGCAGCGAGGCCUCAUCAAUUCUGCAAGUUGCACGUCUUCAUUUUGGCAAUGUGUUUGAUAUUCAUGACUCAGUGUUUGUUCUAGAUGCACAUGUUGUUGGUUCACCGGCCAUAAAAGCUCUGAAAACAUACAUAGCACAGUGUAAGGAGAAAUUAACGCAGGGUCUACCAAAAAUGACGGGUUUCUUAGAAGCUAUUUGUGCUCAACUUCCUGAUUGGAGAAAAUCCCGAAGUGGCUGUCCCUCUCUAUCUUGGAAGGAGUUCACUGAUUUUAUUCACUCAGAAGUGAAUCCUUUGGCCGGUGAAGAGCACAUGAAAGAACUGGUGCAACAGCUUCAGAUCAUGGGGGAAGUGUUGUAUAUAUCAUGUGAAACAGAGGAUGUUGUUAUUUUAGAGCCCGCGUGGUUAUGCAGCACUAUUAUUGGCUACUUGUUGUCACAGGAGAGUCUAGAAAAAGCCAGGGUGACAGGAAUCUAUUCUGCUGACGACAUUCAACUUUUGUUUCCCGAAGCAGAUGGUUUAAAACUCUUACAAAUACUGGAAGCUCUUCAGCUUUGCACAAAAUGUGAAACUGAAGAUGAUGUCGAAUAUGAGUUUCCUUGUUUUAACAUGAUGGAAAUGCUCGAUGGCAUCUGGUCUCCUGCACAAUACACUUUCUAUGGAGGAGUAAGUUUAAUGUGCAAAGAAAAACCUCUCCUAGGUUGUAUUUUCCCAAAAAUACAGGUUAACUUACGCAGAAUGUCCAAAGCAAACACAGAGAACGAUCUUUACCAGUGGUGCCAAGGCAGCAAGUUCUGUUGCGGUCAGAUAGAAGGUCUUGUUACGGUGAAUGGCACAGCUUAUGAAAUCAGAGUGAGAGGAACAAUGAAAUCAGAAUG
Parasteatoda tepidariorum (common house spider) is the source of this 2381-nucleotide messenger RNA. NCBI's taxonomy places the organism in Eukaryota, Metazoa, Arthropoda, Arachnida, Araneae, Theridiidae. The record is from RefSeq and is a predicted model, not a curated record.